Molecule: messenger RNA, 1056 nt
Organism: Punica granatum (pomegranate)
Lineage: Eukaryota; Viridiplantae; Streptophyta; Magnoliopsida; Myrtales; Lythraceae
Source: RefSeq, a predicted model, not a curated record
AAAAUUUAAAGGGCGCAGAAUCAAAUUUCCCACCUUCAUCGUCUCCUUAUAUUCGCUCAACCGGAGAAACCCUAAUUUCGCUAUAGUUGGUCGGCUGCUACAACCUGAGGCCACUUCCCCUGGAUCAAGAUGAAGUUCAAUAUUGCGAAUCCGACUACUGGGUGCCAGAAGAAGCUCGAAAUCGACGAUGACCAGAAACUCCGGGCAUUCUUCGAUAAGAGAAUAUCCCAAGAAGUUAGCGGUGAUGCUCUGGGUGAGGAAUUCAAGGGCUAUGUGUUCAAAAUCAUGGGAGGCUGCGACAAGCAAGGGUUCCCUAUGAAACAGGGUGUGCUGACCCCUGGACGUGUCCGUCUCUUGCUUCACAGAGGUACGCCUUGCUUCCGUGGAUAUGGCAGGAGAAAUGGAGAGCGAAGAAGGAAGUCUGUCCGUGGCUGCAUCGUUAGCCCUGACCUCUCAGUUCUCAACUUGGUUAUUGUGAAGAAAGGGGAGAAUGAUCUUCCCGGUUUAACCGACAUUGAGAAGCCAAGAAUGAGAGGCCCCAAGAGAGCAUCGAAGAUCAGGAAGCUGUUUAACCUCUCAAAGGAGGAUGAUGUCAGGAAAUACGUCAACACCUAUCGCCGAACCUUCACAACUAAAUCUGGCAAGAAUGUAAGUAAGGCACCGAAGAUUCAGAGGCUGGUGACUCCAUUAACACUUCAGAGGAAGCGUGCAAGAAUUGCAGAGAAGAAGAAGAGAAUUGCCAAGGCCAAAGCAGAGGCGGCUGAGUACCAGAAACUUCUCGCGACCAGGUUGAAGGAGCAGAGGGAGCGACGCAGUGAGAGCUUGGCGAAGAAGAGAUCGAGACUCUCUGCUGCCUCAAAACCAUCAGUUGCUGCCUAGGUCAGAGCUUAGGUGGGUCCUUUUUGGCCAUUUUUUUUUUAAAUUUCAAUGCUCUAGCAGAACUCUUUUAGAAGCUGAGAUACGGAACUUGGUUUCAUGAUGUUAUAUUUUCGCGUUUCAAUCAAUGUUAAACUAAUCACAUCUUCGCACCUGCUUGUACGGGCUUGUUGAACUAAA